UGGUCGCUCAUGAAAGGUAGGUCUAACUGCGACCUGACUGCGACGCAGCGGGCGCAUAAAUCACCAAGCAAGGUGGCUUCGCCAGCCCAGCGCGAGGGCGCCACCGUGGAAACCACAUACAUGCUGGCCCUGCGCAACGAGGGCCCGCCGCCCGACGCCAAGCGCGCCCAGGCCGCCCUGAAAUACAUGCCGCCCGACGGCCCGAAGGCCACCGUGAAGUGGCCGAGCAAGGAAGGGCAACGAGGGCGACGGGGCGUAUCUCUGGCCGUCGCCUGCGGCGGGUCGCUCGGUCGCAUGGAGUUAGCGGGCACGAAGCACAUCCUGCGCAUAAAUAACGGCGAGGAGGACUACGCGACGAUGGACGUGUCUGGUGUAGCGGAGGAGGAUUUGAAGCGGUUGGCGCCGUCGUUCAUCGAGCAGCCGAAGGCACCGCGGCCCGCGAAGAAACCGAGGCGCUUCGCGGACGUCUUGCAGGACGGGCCCGCCGCGACCUGGUCCGAGGCGCCCCCACCGAUGAUCCAACGGGAGAAGCCCAAGCCCGCGAAGGCGUCGCAAGCUAGACAGCGGAAGCGGCCGUUGCUCGAAAUGGCCCAACUCCGGGGCGACUUUGGGGGGCGGAAGGCCUAUGUUUCUCGCGUGUUGUGUGGCCCUAGAGAUAUUGUAGGUCAGGCGGCCCAGCCGGGCGGGCUGCUGGAAGCGGCUGGUAAUUUAACUCAAACCGCGAUGCCGAAUUUAGCUCGAAGCCAUAUCGACGCUCUACUAGCGGAACGGGGCACGGCCUGCUUCGUGGCGCACACGAUCGACGAGAACGACCUCGACGGCGACUCCACGGCGAAAGAUGACGUCUUGGGGUGUGCCGCGGUCCGCCGAGCGCAUGCCAAACUCUUCCAGGUGUCCUUCCUCUGCGUCGCCGAGGCGUCCCGUAAUAAGGGCGUCGGGUCGCAGCUCGUGCGCCGCUUGUUAUCUCAUGCGAGGAAGUACAAGGUCCCGCGCGUCGCCGUCUACGCCGACAAGAAGUCGUUACCUUUUUUCGCGCACCGCGGUUUUAGACCGAUGGAGAAGAAGGACCUCCCGCCGGGCCAGUGCGACUGUCUGGACCACUACUCCGAGUCGACGCUGGUGGUGGCGAAGCUUAGUUUCCCGGGCUCGGAGUCGCGCGCUUCAGAAUUAUCGCCGCGCGCGCAGACGCGGCCGAAGAACACGCUGCCGCCGGAGUGCUGACGCUUCGGUUUCAACUGACUGCUGCUUAUACACCUACCGUAACAUGUGUUAUACUU
Messenger RNA from Pelagomonas calceolata, 1277 nucleotides. The record is from the annotation of a GenBank genome assembly. NCBI's taxonomy places the organism in Eukaryota, Pelagophyceae, Pelagomonadales, Pelagomonadaceae.